Ipomoea nil (Japanese morning glory) is the source of this 2997-nucleotide messenger RNA. RefSeq names its product chloride channel protein CLC-c. The record is from RefSeq and is a predicted model, not a curated record. Gene Ontology annotation, cellular component: plant-type vacuole membrane; intracellular membrane-bounded organelle. The transcript has 7 exons. Gene Ontology annotation, molecular function: voltage-gated chloride channel activity. Bases 672 to 2585 code for a protein of 637 amino acids. NCBI's taxonomy places the organism in Eukaryota, Viridiplantae, Streptophyta, Magnoliopsida, Solanales, Convolvulaceae. Gene Ontology annotation, biological process: transmembrane transport; chloride transport.
UAAACGACAUUUUAAGCUUCUUCUCCAAUCUCUCUCUCCUAUUAUACAUGAUCACGCAACGCUCCAACUUCCUUCCCUCUACUCAUGCUUUAACAGAAAAAGGAAAAAUUACCGUUUCCUUAUUCAGAUGAGAAUUGCAUCUGAACGGCUCUAUCUGAAACCUAGAGCCUGAUUUGCUCGUGAACAGUGAGAUUCGGAAGCUUACGUACGCCGGCGGAGUUUUGUAUGGAUAAGGAGGAGGUAGAUAUAGAGAAUGCGGCGGAGAGGAACGGAGCUGGUAAUUGGGAGCGGGAACGGCACGAUGACGGGGCGGAGAGUCACGAUGAGUGGGCGUCGGGGCAAAUCAGGGAGCCUUUGCUUCUUUCCAAGAGCAGAGUCAAUAACACAUCGCAGAUUGCCAUUAUUGGAGCCAACGUUUGCCCCAUCGAAAGCCUCGAUUACGAGAUUCUUGAAAAUGACCUAAUUAAACAGGAUUGGAGGUCAAGGAAGAAGGUUCAGAUAUUCCAAUACAUAUUUCUCAAAUGGACGCUUGCAUUUCUCAUUGGAUUGGUUACAGGGAUUGUAGCCCUUUUUAAUAACCUUGCAGUGGAGAAUAUUGCUGGUUUCAAACUUCUACUUAGUAACAACUUAAUGCUCAAGGGAGAUGCAGGUAUUUUCAGGCAUUUGCUGCAAUGGCUGGUUGCAAUCUGAUUCUCGCAAUUUGUGCUGGAUUCCUAUGUGCAUUUGUUGCGCCUGCAGCUGCUGGCUCUGGUAUUCCUGAAGUGAAAGCAUAUCUCAAUGGUGUGGAUGCUCAUUCAAUAUUGGCUCCAAGUACCCUAUUUGUCAAGAUUUUUGGUUCCAUCUUUGGUGUUGCUGCUGGAUUUGUUGUGGGAAAAGAAGGGCCCAUGGUUCAUACAGGUGCUUGCAUUGCAAACUUACUUGGACAGGGAGGUUCCCGCAAGUAUCGUUUGACUUGGAAAUGGCUUAGACUCUUCAAAAAUGACCGGGACCGUAGGGAUUUGAUCACCUGUGGAGCUGCAGCUGGUGUUGCAGGUGCUUUCCGUGCCCCAGUUGGAGGUGUCCUUUUUGCCCUUGAAGAAGCUGCCUCAUGGUGGCGGAGUGCACUUCUUUGGAGGACCUUUUUCACAACUGCUGUAGUGGCUGUGGUUCUCAGAACUUUUAUCCAAUUUUGUCGGUCUGGGAAAUGUGGGCUAUUUGGGCAAGGAGGCCUGAUUAUGUUUGAUAUUCAUUCAACCGUGCCUAACUAUAACACUAUAGAUAUGCUGGCAGUUAUGUUACUUGGAAUACUUGGAGGUGUUUUGGGAAGCCUAUACAACUAUCUUGUGGACAAGGUUCUUCGAAUCUACAGCAUUAUCAAUGAAAGAGGUCCAGGUUUCAAGAUGUUGCUUGUCAUGACCAUUUCUAUCUUGACUUCUUGUUGCUUGUUUGGCCUUCCUUGGUUGGCAUCAUGCAGACCUUGUCCUCCAGGGUUGGAGAGUGAAUGCCCUACCAAAGGUCGAUCUGGGAACUUCAAGAAUUUCCAGUGUCCAGCAGGGCAAUACAAUGAUCUUGCUUCCCUCUUUCUGAACACCAAUGAUGAUGCCAUACGUAAUUUGUUCAGUUCAAGAGAUGAGAGUGAAUUUCUACUCUCUACCCUAUUUGUGUUUUUUGUUGGGGUUUACUUCCUUGGGAUUGUUACUUAUGGAAUUGCUGUUCCAUCUGGGCUCUUCAUUCCUGUCAUCCUUGCUGGAUCCUCAUAUGGGCGUCUUGUUGGGAACUUCUUGGGUUCUGUCUCCAACCUUGAUGCGGGUCUCUUUGCCCUGCUUGGUGCUGCCUCCUUUCUUGGUGGGACGAUGAGGAUGACCGUGUCACUAUGUGUCAUACUGCUCGAACUCACAAAUGAUCUCUUAAUGCUCCCACUCAUGAUGCUAGUUCUGCUUAUAUCGAAAACCGUGGCUGAUUGUUUUAACAAAGGGGUCUACGACCAAAUUGUGAAGAUGAAGGGUUUGCCUUUCAUGGAAGCUCAUGCUGAACCAUACAUGAGGCAUUUGGUUGCUGGGGAUGUUUGCUCUGGACCCCUAAUAACCUUUUCUGGUAUUGAGAAAGUGGGCAACAUCUUUCAUGCUUUAAAGAUAACUGGACACAAUGGGUUUCCGGUGAUUGAUGAGCCACCUUUCUCUGAAUCACCAGAGCUAUAUGGGCUUGUUCUUAGGUCACAUCUGCUCGUUUUGCUGAAUGGAAAGAAUUUCUCCAAACAGCAGGGGUUGAUGGGCUCACAAAUCUUGACGAGGUUUCACGCAUUUGAUUUUGCAAAGCCGGGUUUAGGAAAGGGGCUUAAAGUUGAUGAUUUGAAUAUCACGGAGGAGGAGAUGGAGAUGUAUGUUGAUCUCCAUCCUAUCACAAAUACGUCUCCUUACACUGUAGUGGAGACGAUGUCUCUGGCAAAAGCUGCAAUACUCUUUCGAGAGCUUGGUCUCAGACACUUGUGUGUUGUCCCAAAGCGACUUGGGAGACCACCAAUUGUGGGAAUCUUGACGCGACAUGAUUUCAUGCCCGAGCAUAUCUUGGGACUCUACCCUAGCAUCAAUCCCCACGGCCAUGGCUAGUCGGGAUUCGGUGAGUCUGCAUUGGCAAAGGUCCCCAUUAUUCCCUUUUCUGAAGUUUCAGAGAGAACUUUGGUUAUUUACAUAGCAUUGUGUUACUGUAACGGCAUUGCGUUACAUAGAACAUAAUGGAGAAAUAGAGUCAACGUACUAAACUGUCGCCGCAUGCAAAACAAAGUUGUUUGUUUGUUUACGCAUUCGUAGACAAACGUAAAAACAGUACGUAGUAAUAAUGUGGUCUCAUACUUCUGUAAGUUUAUUCGUUUUCGAGUGCCAAAUUAGCGCUCGUAUAUGUAUUGAACUGUGUAAUAUUUGUCGUUUUUGGGUGCGAAAUGAGCAGUUGGGCACUAGUAUUUGUAUUGUAGUACUUAGUAUUAUUUAUGUGAAUUUAUUUAAUAAUUUGACCUUGUUCUAC